AUGAGCAGUGGUUUUUAUCAGCAAUUUUUCAGAAUCUACUCCAGAGGUGUACUCCUAAGACAAAUGUUCAGAUCCUCGGCUAGAACAUCCUAGAGAUCAAACAAUAUGUUCAACAAUUCAGCUGCUAUGAUCAUUACUCCUCUUGCUUUCCAAAUGCUUAUCCUGAAUAACUAGCACAAUCUAUCGCAAUGCGAGGAAGCUCCCAGGUAAGAUAGAAUCAGAGGUAACUACGAGAACAAGAUAAGAUUCUUCAGUCCUCCAGAGAAAAUUUUCGAGACAUUUGCAAGUUCAAAGAAUGAAAAAGGGGAUCUUGUAAUGAGCUAUAGUGAUUUCUUCAGAGCUCUGACACCAUAUAAUCACUCAGAGAUCAAGGACAGCAAACCUUACUUUGAUAAGUACAAGCCAGACAUUCUGAAAGUUGCUGAUAGUAACGGAGAUGGGGUAAUCUCAUUCCCAGAGUUCUUCUUCUUCAUUACCAUCCUUCAAAUGCCAUUAGGGUUAAUUCAUAAGGAGUUCACUAAACAUGUGAAAGAAGGUGGAAAAAUGAACUAAGAUGAAUUUUCAAAGACUUUGACUACUCUUAGAAAGAAGACCUUGCUAGGAACAAAGCAAAUUAACAAGGGAAUGGUGCCUGAUGCUAGACUUAUCUCUGCUACAGAAGAUGACUUCUCUCAGACCAACAAUGAAAUCUGCAACUAAUUGUUCAAGAACAAGACUCUUUUCUCUUAUGAAGAUUUCAUAAACUUUAGAGAUGAACUUAAAAUAGCUCUCAGACACUACGAGUUCCAUUAGUAUGAAGUAAAUGAAGAAAAUGACUCAAUUUCAAUGGAAGACUUUACUAAGAGUCUGAUGGUUUGUCUUCCUUACAAGGAAGCUCAUAUGUAUAUCAAGAGAGUGCAUGAAUUAAAAUUAGAUGGAGAGGUGUCAUUCAAAGAAUUUCUUGCUUUCUAAAGAUUCAUCGAUGAUGUUGACCACAUUAAGGAGAAAGUACUCGUCUAUAGAUAUAUUACUUUGGAUUAACUGAAGUCAUUAUGCAAAGAGUUCUGUGAAGAAGAUGAAUUUUGCAAGAAAGAGAAUGUCUAAAUCAAUCCUAAGCAAGUAGAGGCUCUGGUUAGGCUACUCGACUUGGAUGGUAACGGCUAAUUAGACCAUGAUGAGGUUAUCGGAGUACUUGAUCAAAGGCAAUUGCUAGGACAAGGCAAAGAAAACGAGUUAAAGGAAGCAAUUGAGUCCAGUUUCAAGAAAGUUGUUCAAUGGUUCAGAGAAACUCUUGGAAUUUGA
Messenger RNA from Stylonychia lemnae, 1281 nucleotides. Lineage: Eukaryota; Ciliophora; Spirotrichea; Sporadotrichida; Oxytrichidae. The record is from the annotation of a GenBank genome assembly.